UAAUUUAUAGUCUGUGUGAAAGUCGCGCAGAUAGGUAUUCGGAGCCAGGUAUCGCAUCAGAUCUGAAAAUACCUUGAGAUUGCACGCACGACAUCAUGCCUGCAAAUGAUUGUCGAAAUGCUUCUUCUACUUCUUCUUAUGUUUGAUUCGCUUCGAUUUCGCUUAGAUUUCCUUUGCCCUUUCUUCCUAUUUUAAUCUAUUUUUAUGUUUUUGUUUUUUUCCCCUAAAAUUUGUAUAUUUAUAAAAUAUCAAAUGGCCCAAAACUGACACCAUGAAGAAGAAGCUCGAUACCCGUUUUCCCGCUGCCCGGAUUAAGAAAAUAAUGCAGGCUGACGAGGAUGUUGGCAAGAUUGCUAUGGCGGUGCCUGUUUUAGUUUCUAAAGCUUUGGAAUUAUUUUUGCAAGACCUUUGCGAUCGGACAUAUGAUAUAACCCUUCAAAGAGGAGCAAAGACAAUGAGUGCGUUGCAUUUAAAACAUUGUGUACGAAGUUACAAUGUGUUUGAUUUUCUGAGGGAAAUAGUUAGCAAGGUUCCCGAUUAUGGUCAUCCUGAUGCUGCUGCUGAGGAUCGAACCAUGUCAAAGAGAAGGAAAGCUGUAGGUGAGGAAUUCAAUGAUAGUGAUGAAGAGUCAAAGAGGAGUAGGAUGCAUGACAUAAUAAGCCACGCAAGCAGCGGUGGCAGGGGAAGAGGAAGGGGUCGAGGAAGAGGCCGUGGCCGUGGAGCUCGAGUUUCACAUAGAGAGCAUGACGUCGACAUCGACUGUUGCACUCCCGCUCAGCACAGCAGCAAGCAAACUUUGAUUCCCGGGAAGCCAACAACAGAUCAUGAUGGUCUUGAGUCGAAGGAAAUACCAAAGGAGAAUUCUGAAGUUUCUAACGGUGUGAAUCCAGCAGGUAGAAAUUUUGAUCUGAACACUGAAUUGAAUGAUAAUACCGAUAAAGCAUCGUCUGGAGCAGCAACAGCAGCAGCAGCACCACCACCACCACCACCAGCGGCGUGUGCUUCGUCAACAGGGCCCACUGAAGUUAGAAGCGAAGAAUAUCCCGGUUGGUCGAUUUCUGAGAUGGACGGAAUGACGAUUGACCCUCUUCGAUUUGCGCAACUCAAUUCGAGGUUGGAUGAGGAUGAAGAUUAUGAUGAAGAGGGCUAGAGGGGGUUAGCUAAGCAUUAAAAAUAUAGGCCGAAGCUAAGCUAUGAAGGAAACAAAAGUAAAGAUGGAGAUAUAAGAAUAGUUUUCUUCAACCUCUCCUCAUAAGGUCCUGUUUGGCUUAUCUUGUAGCUGUUUUAUGGUAUGUUUUGUUAUUUUGCUAUUUUGCUAACAACAGUAGUGUAGUUUAGCUUUUCUUACUUGGAGAAAUUUUAAUUUGUGCAUGGGACUUGUAAUUGACAUAAGAAGACUAUGGCUGUGACAGCAGAAUUAGUCAUGCAACUUUAUUACUCUCUCUCUAGAAA
This is a messenger RNA of Camellia sinensis, 1452 nucleotides long. RefSeq lists its product as uncharacterized. Gene Ontology annotation, molecular function: core promoter sequence-specific DNA binding; RNA polymerase II general transcription initiation factor activity; protein heterodimerization activity. The record is from RefSeq and is a predicted model, not a curated record. NCBI's taxonomy places the organism in Eukaryota, Viridiplantae, Streptophyta, Magnoliopsida, Ericales, Theaceae. Gene Ontology annotation, cellular component: nucleus.